UAUAAAAAGAUAAUCCAAAGCGUUUUAUUAUUUCUUUCUUGACAGUUGUAGACAGCUUAACAUGGCUCUCAAUAUUAAGUUUUCUAUUGUGAUUGUGGCGUUCGUUGCAGUUUUUCCAACUGGUAACGCAACUGUAUCUGAUGUAGUCACGGAAAUUAUUAAAAGUCACCACAGAGUAAAUGACGCAAUUGUCCAAACAAUCCAGGAAAGACUCCCUCCAAUCCCGCUAGGCCCGAACAGACUGGGAAAAAUCUUCGUUUCCAUUAGACCGGAAAACACCAGUUUUGGAUUGACACCCGAAAGCUUUAGAAAACUUUUUACAUCGAAUUUCGUACUUGAGCAGCCCCCAAGACUGCCCACUUUGUUACCUACCUUCCUGAGAGGUGCAGAAAGAAGCACUCCGGCUACCAACUUGAACGACUUACUACCGACCCGCGUUCCCAAAAUUGAACAAGAAAUACCACCAUUGACAAAAGAGGCUAAACCAGAGAAUAGUCCAAAUACUCUUUUAUUGAGUUCUACCCAAAAGCCUGUAAUUGGAAGAACGGUACCCUCAGUUUCUGUGGAUAUUCCGGAUCUUGACAAAAAGUGAUAUUACGAUAGUGAUGUAAUAUAUUUGUUAAAUGUGAAUAAAAUAUUUUAACGAAAGGAUGUAUUCUACACACGACUUCCACAUAUUAAAAAUAGCAAUGUGA
Molecule: messenger RNA, 695 nt
Organism: Aethina tumida (small hive beetle)
Lineage: Eukaryota; Metazoa; Arthropoda; Insecta; Coleoptera; Nitidulidae
Exons: 2
Coding region: 62-592 (176 amino acids)
Source: RefSeq, a predicted model, not a curated record